Molecule: messenger RNA, 3296 nt
Organism: Colossoma macropomum (tambaqui)
Lineage: Eukaryota; Metazoa; Chordata; Actinopteri; Characiformes; Serrasalmidae
Gene: nr4a1
Product: nuclear receptor subfamily 4, group A, member 1
Exons: 7
Coding region: 149-1840 (563 amino acids)
Biological process (GO): cellular response to corticotropin-releasing hormone stimulus; regulation of transcription by RNA polymerase II
Cellular component (GO): transcription regulator complex; nucleus
Molecular function (GO): zinc ion binding; nuclear receptor activity; nuclear glucocorticoid receptor binding
Source: RefSeq, a predicted model, not a curated record
GCGAGGAUAUAUAGAAAAAAAAAGAGAAAAGAAAAAGACGAGCCCGGAGAAACGUGAGAAAAGCAGACCCGGGCGCGAGCGAAGACGCCAGACUGUAGAUGGUGAUCCACGGACACAACAAAUCAGGUGCAGCAGCUCAUAAUCAGAAAUGACCUGUGUUCAAAGUCAACAUGGAGUCCAGUCCUAUGAGAGCACCCUCUUCAGCUCAGACUUUCUGAACCCUGACUUCACCUCCAGGUUGGCCAUGGACAUGAGUGACCAGCAAGAGCAGCUUUCUGCUCCUUCCCUGCCGAGUAUCACCUCACUGGUCGGAGGCUAUGGGGGCGAGUUUGAUUCCUACUCCUGUCAGAUCUCCACUGCCACCACCUCAGGACAAGAUGCCUUCAAGUUGGAUGACAUGCCGGUUUAUGGCUGUUACCCUGGAACAUUUACCUUGAGUUAUAUGGACGACACGCUGCCCACCUCAGGUGGCUCAAACUGUUUUGGUAGCCCAGCCUCAGCCCCUUCACCCUCAACUCCUGGUUACCAGCCUAUGGCUGCCUGGGAUGGAGUCUUUGGGCCCUGCUCUCCUGAUCCAGGCUGCUGGGGCACAGAGAAGACGCCUCUCCACCAGACCCCUUCUUUCUUUACUUUUGGUCCUUUACCAGGGGGUGAACUUUCUCCUCUGGGGCAGCUGCAGCCUCAGCUGACUGAUCAAGAUCCCUUCUCCCAGAGCCCGCAGAACAGCUUCAGUCCCCUCGGCCUGGAUCACAGCAGCAAGGACAACUCAGCCCUGGUGGACAGUCAGGUGUCUCCCAAGGCCAAGAGUCCAACCGGAAAUGAAGGGUGCUGUGCGGUGUGUGGCGACAAUGCCUCCUGCCAGCACUACGGAGUCCGCACCUGUGAGGGCUGCAAAGGCUUCUUUAAGCGUACGGUACAGAAAAAUGCCAAGUAUGUGUGCCUAGCCAAUAAAGACUGUCCGGUAGACAAACGGCGGCGGAACAGGUGCCAGUUCUGCCGUUUUCAGAAGUGCCUGGCAGUAGGAAUGGUGAAAGAAGUUGUGAGAACAGACAGCCUGAAGGGCAGAAGGGGUCGCCUGCCCUCUAAGCCAAAACCAGUCCAAGAAUCAGCAUCUGUUGCCCCUCCUGUGAACAUCAUUGCCUCUCUUGUGACAGCUCAUAUGGACUCCAACCCAGUCAUUGGAAAAUUAGACUAUUCAAAGUAUCAGGAAACAGUGGUUAGCCUGUCUGAAAAGGAGGAUGCCAAUGACAUCCAGCAGUUUUAUGACCUGCUGACGGGGUCUAUGAGUGUGAUCAGAAAGUGGGCUGAGAGUAUCCCUGGAUUCACUGCCUUCUGUAAGGAGGACCAAGACUUGCUCUUUGAAUCAGCCUUUGUUGAGCUCUUCAUAUUACGGCUUGCUUACAGAUCAAACCCAGAGACAAAUGAAUUGAUUUUCUGCAAUGGGGUGGUUCUUCACCGCAUGCAAUGUGUGCGGGGAUUUGGGGACUGGAUUGACUCUAUCAUGGAGUUCUCUCAGAAUUUACAUCGUAUGAACCUUGAUGUGACUGCAUUCUCCUGUCUUGCCACACUGGUGAUCAUAACAGAUCGCCAUGGGCUGAAAGAACCUAAACGAGUGGAAGACUUCCAGAAUUGUCUAAUCCCGUGUCUCAAAGACCAUGUCUCUGCAAGUGUCUCGGAAGCAGCUCGACCCAACUAUCUGUCACGUCUGCUGGGAAAACUGCCUGAGCUCAGAACACUGUGUACUCAAGGCCUUCAGCGUAUCUUCUACCUUAAGCUAGAAGACCUUGUCCCACCUCCUCCCAUCGUAGACAAGAUCUUCAUGGAUACCUUGCCUUUCUGAAAAUAGCUGGGAUGUUACAUACAAAGACAGCUGAUGUGACAAUUUGAUAACAGACUUGGUCUAAAUGUGAACAAAAGUACAGUAGUACUUCGGGAGCACUUGAAGACUUCUUGUUGAAGGAUGGAAAGGCCUGCUAUUCUUUAUUUUCUCUCUAUUUGGAAUGAAUUUAAUGAAAGAUGAUGGUGUACCACUGCCAUCUUCUCACCAGAGGACACUGGUCUGUUCUUUCCCUAUCAUCACACACUUAUCUUGGAAAAUCUUGCAGCAGAGGCAGCAUUGCCAAGUGUCCCUAAAAAUUCAAGAACUGUGCUUUGUUGCAACCUUUUGGAACUGUGGCUUUUGAUAUGACUUUAUCUACUGUAACAAUCAAUGGCAUAUUGUGAUGGCGACGAAGGGACAUAGUAUGUGGUAUCUGAGCAGCUGAGGCAGAAAAGGAAUCAUACCCAUAUCUUCAUGCUUAAACAGUAUUACAGCUUUGUAUAUUUCAUGUAUGUGAACAUACAUGUUUAUGACGUCCAGAGAAAUGAGUGGUGCUUAAAAAACACACCUGUGGCUUAUUAGAAGCUGAAGAGGCCAUGGACCAAAACUAACAUUGUUUACUUGGACAUGCAAAAUUACAAAACAAAAGCCUUAACCAUACUUAACAAAACAACACCUCAGUAAUCAACAUACUAAUUCAUAUUCGAAGGCAAUAUUGGGCUGUGGUGCAGAAGGGCUGUGAAUACAGUCGAGUAUUAGGUUGAACAUUGCUGUGGGAUUGAGAUUUAAGUCCCCGAAGUACCAUGUGUCACCCUGAGUAAGCGUUUGGGAAGAGGGCUCUCCACCCUCCCAUUGCUAAACAGCUCACCAGCCAUUCAGGUAUUUUUUGUCCUUAUGGCAGAACAGGGUGCUUUGUAUUCUCCCCUGAAUGCACCUUCUAGGUAUUUGUUAGAUCAGAGUUUUUUUUUUUAUGCAGUGGUUUUAGCAAACAAGCAUCUUCGCAUACAGUGCUGUAUCUUUGAUAGUGCAGGUUUGGAACAGCUUAUGACAGUGAUUAUACAUUUCCAUCAAAAUAGCCUCUGAUGGCAUCUGGCAAACAUUUGACUGUUUUUUUAAGACCCGGUGCAGCUACUUUUCAAGCACUCAGUGCAGCCUCUUAAAAGCAUCUUACCAGACAUCUCUGAGUAUUGUCACUGACUAAUGAAUUUGUUUAGCGUGCCAGCCAAAAUUUAGAUUAUACAUAUUUGUAUGUAUUGUAUGUAUAGAGAUGACUAGAUAUUCUAUAUAUUUUGUCUUCAGAAGAGAAAAGGUUUGGGCAUUAUGAUGUUUUUUGAUAUUUUUUAUAUUCCUAGAUAUACUUUAUCUUUCAUUACAAAUGUUGUUCAGCAUUAUACAUAAAGUGAACAUGAACAAUCGAUGUCAUGUAUUUCAGUCUUUUUUAUCCCACGCACAAAAUAAAAGCACACUUAAAUGGUCA